UGGCGGCUUGAAAUAUUUUCGAUUAAUUUUACUGGGUUUCACUUGAAUAAUUGCCAUCAAAUCACCAAAUUUCAUUUCGUCUUUUGCAACAUAAUGCAAUGGAGAAAGACGACUUGAAAGAGUUAGAAAACCUCAGGAAAAGUAAGAAGAAAGCCGAGAAAAGGAAUGAUCUAAAAGAAGUCGCUACAUUAAGUAAUUACAUUGGUAAAAUAUUAGCUGAUUAUGGAGAAUAUGAAGAUGCUAUCACAGAACAUGAAACAGAAAGAUCCAUUAGUGAAACAUUACAUGAUGUCAUUGGAGAAGCUGUGGCAUGUCGUAAGAUUGGAGAAUGUUACUGCUCCAUGGGGCAGUACGAUAAAGCCAUCAGUUUACAAACACGACAUCUUGACUUAGCCAAGUCGUGUGAUGAUAUACUAGAAGAACAGAGAGCUUGGGCGACAAUUGGUCGAACCUACCUAUGUCAGGCAGAAGCAACACAAAGUCGAGGUCCUCAGUUGGAGAUAUUAAAGAAAGCCGAAGACAGUCUGUUAAAAAGUUUAGAAGUUUGUGAAAGAUUAAAACCAACAACUAAAGUAGAAAGUUACAUGGAGAUGAAGGAAAGAUUAUUCCUUAAUAUGGGAUUAGUAUAUGAUGGUAGAGGUGAAGUUAAAAGUAGUGCUGAAUAUUUCAAACGAGCCAUUUCUAUAGCCCAAAAAUAUCGACUGUACCAUGAUGUAUAUCGCUGUCAGAAUGCUCUGUGUAAUAUGUAUCAAAAAUGUGGUAAUAUGAGUCAGGCUUUACGAGCGCUAGAUGAUGCUCAGAAAAAUGCAGUGAAACUAAAAGAUAAACAUCUGGAGAGUGAUUGUCUUUUACAGAAAGCUCAGCUUCAGAUUAAAAUAGGUGAUUAUGAAACGGCUAAAAAUAGUUUAAAGAAAGCCAAGAAACUUGGAUUACCUCAAGAACAAGAUGUUCAACAGUUAUAUAAACUAUAUAAAGCAGCAACUAAAAUGGAAGAAUCCAGUCAGGAUUUGGAAACAGCUGUAGAUGAAAAAUGUCGAAUGAAACUUUACGAAACUCUGGCUGAUUGUUCUGUAGAUGCUAAUAACUAUAAACAAGCUCUGGAUUAUUAUCAUAAAAUGCUUAAAUGUGCAACAGAUCUGGGUUUAGCAGAUGAAGAAAUGGUACCAAUAUAUGUAUCAUUAGCUCAAACAUACUGUGAUGAUAAACAAUAUACACAAGCUAUUACAUACUAUAAACAGGAAUUAACUUGUCAUACUAAUAAUCUAGAACAGACUUGUAGAACAUGGUUAAAUAUAGCUGAAGCAGAAGAACAUCUAAAUCUAGGCUAUAAUAAAAUCAGUAAAUCUUACUUAGCAGCUUUUGAAGCAGCACGAAAAACUAAACAUAGAAAAUUACAGGUUCAGGUAUUGAAGUCAUUAGCUGAAGUACAAAAACAUUUUAAACAGAAAGAACACCUGAUUGUUACAGAGAAGAAAUUAGAUACUUUCUUUAAAAAGUACGAGAAUGAACUGGUCGAUCUAUCAGAUGAAGAAAGUCAACCUACAGAAACACUAGAUGAUGAUGAUGUCAUUAUAUCAGAUUUAUCAGAAUCGGAACCCGAAGAGGAAGACACAAAUCAAGAAACAAGAACCAGAUGUUCACGAAAAACUAAUUCAAAAGCAAAGGUAAAUGAGAAAGGAGAAACACCAUUACAUAGAGCUUGUAUAGCAGGACAUAUCAAAAAAGUUAAAAAACUCAUAGAACAGGGUCAUCCUGUAAACCCAAGAGAUUUCUGUGGAUGGAUUCCAUUACACGAAGCAGCUAAUCACGACUUUUAUGACAUAGUAGAAUAUCUAUUAAAUCAUGGAGCACAUGUUAAUGAUCGUGGUGGAGCUAGUUGUGGUGGAGUUACUCCCCUUAUCGAUGCUUCUAAUUGUGGUAAUAUGGAAAUCGUAGAACUCUUGGUUAAUAAGGGAGCUAAUAAAUUAGCCAAAGAUGAUGAGGGUCAGACAGCAUUAGAUUGUUUAAAUGACUGGUAUAAUAGAUGUGAAGAUACAUUAAGUGGUGAAUUAAAGAAACAAUAUGUAAAUACAGUCAAAUUAUUACAAAAUACAGGAUCAACAAGAAAAACUCUUCCAAACAAUAGAAAUACUACAGUAGAUACAUUUAUCCAGUCCUCAGACGAUGAAGAUCUUCCAGACUUGUCAAUGUCAAAGAAGGCCAAAAGACUAGCAUUGUUGAAGAAAACACCCAGACCAUUAAUAGAAGUAGAUAGUGAACAAGAUAGAGCUCCAGAUUCUUACGAAGAUUCAGAAGAAAUUUACUUGAAUCCUGCUUUAGAAAAUAUCCACACAAACGGAAACGCAACAGAAGACUACAGAAGUGCAAUUUCAUUGGUCGGUAAAUCAGCUGCACAUUCAUCUCAAAUGCUAGUCUCCACACAAAAACAUUUACCCUUUGAGUCAAGUGUGGAACCCGAUGCAUUAUUGAGUGAAAAUUCUUAUGUAGGUGAUGAUUGGUUGAUUGAUGAUACCCGACCAAUCAAAAGAAAGUUUAGAGAUUGUGAUGGAUUGAUGAGUGGAAAUUCUUUUAGCAGAAGUCAGAAAUCAAAUGUUGCUAAGCGACAAAGAAUUACAACCAAUCCAAUUGAAGAUGAUGAUUUAGUGUCAAAUGAUUCGAACGAUAUUUGUGAUAUUAACGACAAUAAUUUUAAUAUGGACAACGAAGAUAUAGACUUCUGUGUCAUUGAGGACGUGAUAUCACCAGAAGCCGUCAAUCGAACAAACAAUACUCAAAAAAGUCUUUCAUUAAAACGAAAAGCCAAACAGACUAGAAUAACCAGCUUUGGUUCAAGUUCUGAAAGAAUGCAAAUGUCUACCUCUUCGAAUAAAGUUAAUAGCAGAAAUAUCAAUAAUAAAACAUUAAAACAGAGUGCCGUGUCCAUCAAUGACUUAUGGGAUACAAAUUCCAAUGAUUCUGUUGAUUCAUCAGCAGGAAUAAACAGUAUUAUUAAUGUACCGUCUGUUAGUCAAAUGUCUACUAAUGUGAUGAAAUUUAAAGUGAAAAUCAAAGAUAAAGUUUUAUUAAUACCAGUUCUUCAAAGUAAUCAAGACAAAACUAUAUCUUGGUUGUCACAGGAAGUAUCACAGAGAUAUUAUAGUCUGUAUGGAUUACGUCCCCUUUUAACACUGAGUACAACAGAGGGUGCUUUACUCUCUCCAGAUGAUAUUAUAUCUAUGGUAUUAGUUAAUAAUGAUGUGAUCUCUGGUACUAUAGAUAAUUGGGAUUUACCUCCCUUACAUCAAAGAUAUAAACAAGCUUGUAAAACUCUAAAUACAGUAACAUACAGUAAUAUAAGUAAUAUACUACAGACUAGUGAAACAACGGGACAUCUUGUUCUCAGUAAUCUGGCUUUACGACCUGUACAGAUACAACCAGUAUUCAGAGCUCUACAGGGACAAAAUAAUUUAACUAUAUUAAACUUACAAGGUAAUAGAAUGGGUGAUAUAGGUGUUGAGAAUUUGAGUAAAACAUUUGAAGCGAUGCCCAAUUUAACCAGUUUAAAUGUAGCGUGUAAUAAUAUUACUAGUAUAGGUAUAAAACAUAUAACAGAUGGUAUAAACAAUACAGACGAUACAAACAAUACAAAACAUUUACAGUUAUUAUGUUGUUUAAAUAUAAAUGGUAAUGGAUUAGGUGAUAAUUGUAUAACAAGUUUAUCGUGUUUAAUAUCAUCUCUACCAUCAUUAUCAUCAUUAUAUAUAUCAUCAUGUCAACUUACUACACAAUGUUUUCAACAACACAGAAUAUUACUAGCCAACUCUUUAACAGCAUCAAAUGUGCGCUUAUUAGAUGUGUCGUGUAAUAAAUUUGGAACUCUGGGUGUUGAGUUAUUGAUCAAAUGUUUAAAUAGUCAGAAAAUUACAAGUUUAAAUAUGGCUGACACUCAAUCAGGAACCAAUAGCAGUCAUCUGUCCUUACAUCUACAACAUUAUUUUACUCAGGUUGGUUGUAGUUUAGAAGAAUUAAAUAUUUCUGGUUGUAAUCUAUCGUCUGAUGAUGUUCACUCUAUAACACGAUUACCAUCCUCUUGUCCAAGACUCCAUAAACUCUUAAUCUCCAAAAAUAUCCGAAUAACAAACCAAACAAUACAACAACUUUUACAAACUAUUGUAGAAAACGAUGUUAGUUGCUUGGAGGAAGUUACCGCUGACGGAUGUAGUAUUAAAUCUCCGUUAGAUACAGGAUUUUUAGAUUCUCUUAGUGAUGUUUUGUGUCGUAGUUUCCCGCUGCGUUUUCUGUCGUUUACGUGUGAAGGUCUUGAUAAAGUUGACUGUGACUGCAUACGUCAGGUUUGGGAAGAAAAAUGGAAAGAUUUAUCAAAGUUGGUGGUCUCAGGAAAUCAUAUUCAACUCAGUGUAUCAGAAAAAAACUCUUAAACGGAAUGAUAAAUGUACGAAAAUUAUAUAUCUGUUUGUAUGGUCAAAUUUCAAUUUUUUGUUAAAGAUGUAUUAUGUAAGAUUUAGAUAAAGAACUGACCAUUCUUGCUAUAAGAGCUCAAAAAAAGAUAAUGGAACAUGAAAAUAUUGAAAUUUUCAUUCAAAUUACUUCAUUCUGAGCCAAGUUAUCACUGUUUGUAGUUUUUACAAGAUGUGUGCGUUGUGGUAACCAGGGUACUGGUAUAUUCGAGAUUUAACCUUGCUUCCCAUUUUUAAAUUAAAAUUUUUAAUGGCUAACCGUUCUAAUCUAGCUAAUUAAAUCUCGAAUAUCCGAUGCCAUCAAGAGUGAUUAUGGUCUUGUCUUGUUAAUAAAUGUCUAAUUAAUAGUUUAUAUAACAUUUUAGGCCUAAAGAAAGACCUGAAAUAGCCAGAUUUAUUUCUUGCAUAAUGUAUGUUUUGUUAAUCUAAAUUUUUGAUGUCUUUUGAAAUUAAUUUUUCACUGUUUUGAAAUCAUUACAUUAAUCUUUUUUUGAAACUUUAGUGUUUAGUAUUAUUAAAUGCCACUGAAACAUUAUAAUAAUAACUUUGUAGCAGUAAUUGUACAAAGGCAUUGUUUAAAAUAUAUCAAUGAAAGUGGGGUUCAUUAAAAUUUUUCAAUGAAAGUGGGGUUCUAUCUAAGAAAAACAAGAAAUGAAAUUGUACUUUUAUAUUUACGUUUCCAAAUUUAAGCUGUUAUUUUGUAUUAAAUUGUUUGUGAUAUUGAUACCCAGAUUAGCAUCUUCUGUUAUACUGAGUAAUGUUAAAAAUUUAUCAAUAGAUUUAGAAGUAUUAGGACAUAUAAAAAAACAUUCUGGUUCUCACACUCACACACCCCUUAAAAAUAGCAGCAUGACAUGUUUUUAUUUCCAGAUAUGUACCCUAGACUCAAUCAUCAAAUAUGCUACUCUGAUAAAUGUUAUUGAUGAUCCUAAAUGAUACUGGAUAAUCCUACAUGCAUCAGAGAGAGAAAUGGGGUUUAAUGUCCACUCGACACAACUCGAGAAAACCCACGAGGUUGGACAGGUGACCAUACUCCUUGUCACAUACAACCGGGGAAUUGAAACCACAUCAGUUGACUCAAUGACAGACCUUAUGACACAACGCGCAUGCACUAAUAAUCAUUCACACCCCCCCCCCCCCCCCAUACAUUCAACAAUGUGUUGAGAUAAAUGUAGUGCCUUGAAAUGUGAUGUUUAUGAGAAGUCAUUAAGUCAACUAUUUAUCCUUUGGCAAAAUAAAAACAAAAUCAUAAAAACUUCCCUCUUGCAUUAGAUUUUUAGGAAAUGAAAUGAAAUUAGGUUUAACGUUCUACUGUCCUGCUCCAACUGGGCUAUUGAAGACAGAGAUUUUUAGGAAGGAUUGUUUGAGAACUAGAAUAUUUUUUUUGUAUGGCUGAAUAAAUUGUAUGUAUUUAUGUAGAUAUAUUGUUUAUAUAUUUAUUGUAUAUACUGUAUUCAAGGUUUGACUCCCAAGACAUUUCUUUGUAAACAUUAUUAAAUAUGUAAAGUUAUGAAAAACAUUAAAGAAUAUAUUUUUU
Messenger RNA from Patella vulgata (common limpet), 5994 nucleotides. Its product is annotated as tonsoku-like protein. Bases 99 to 4418 code for a protein of 1439 amino acids. Gene Ontology annotation, molecular function: protein binding. The record is from RefSeq and is a predicted model, not a curated record. Lineage: Eukaryota; Metazoa; Mollusca; Gastropoda; Patellidae. The transcript is spliced from 25 exons.